Molecule: messenger RNA, 2650 nt
Organism: Ochotona curzoniae (black-lipped pika)
Lineage: Eukaryota; Metazoa; Chordata; Mammalia; Lagomorpha; Ochotonidae
Gene: FASTKD3
Product: FAST kinase domains 3
Exons: 6
Coding region: 481-2379 (632 amino acids)
Biological process (GO): mitochondrial RNA processing; regulation of mitochondrial mRNA stability
Cellular component (GO): ribonucleoprotein granule; mitochondrial matrix
Molecular function (GO): RNA binding
Source: RefSeq, a predicted model, not a curated record
CCUCUCCCGCGGCCGCCUCUCUGCCUGUGACCUCCGGCCGAAGUGGCCCUCGGCUCACCCCACCGCGACCUGGGCACCUGCCGGCCGGCGCCCGAAGCUGGCGCUGCUCGCCCGCCUCCCAGUCUUAAACUUCGUAAUAAACGUGGACGCGGGCCCUUGCUUCGGCCCUCCGCGGGGCUUGGGUGUGAGUGCCAGCUGCACCGGCCGCUUGGCUGCUGGGAUGCCGGUGAGCCCCCCUUGGCUCGGGGCGAGGCGGCCCUGCGGGGCACCCUGCGGUCGUCCCUGAGCUGCUGCGGGGCACCCUGCGGUCGUCCCUGAGCUGCUGCGGGGCACCCUGCGGUCGUCCCUGAGCUGCUGCGGGGCACCCUGCGGUCGUCCCUGAGCUGCUGCGGGGCACCCUGCGGUCGUCCCUGAGCUGCUGCGGGGCACCCUGCGGUCGUCCCUGAGCUGCGGGUCAAGGGCGGCGGACUGCCGGAGGGCAUGAUGCUCGCCUUGCGGAGGGGCCUGUGGCGUCUGCCCGAUUUCGGGGUCCGGAGGGCUCUCCCUGUGAGUUGUGCGCCACCGCCGGGGCCUCUCCGAGGCGGGCUCCGUCGGGCCUACGCGCACAGGCUCCCGUCCGAGGAUGGAAGCGCGCUCGGGCCAGCCGGGCAGCCGCAGUGCCCCGGGCCGGGCCCCUGGGACAGGGCCGGAGGCGGCCGCGAGGGAGAGGACCGCGAGCGAGAGGACGGGCCGGCGUCCCCGAGGGCCCCGGGCGAGGAGCAGGUGCACCUGCGGACGCUGGACGGCCUGGCCUCGGCGGAGGAGGUGCUGGCCUUCGUGGACGCGCUGGACCCUCUGCCCGACAGCGUGGCCGCCAGGGCCGUGGAGCGGCUCGGCGGGGCGGGAGGCGGGGGCGGCCCGGCCGCGUGGCCCCCGUGCGGCGCCAGCCUCGUGGCCGCCCUGAGGACGCUGGUGCUGCUGCGGGCCGACCCCCGGGGCAGCCUGCCGGGCCGGCUGCUGGCCGAGUGCCUGCGGCGCCUGGCCGGGGGCGGCCUGCGCGUGCCCGAGCUCUGCGCGCUGGCCGAGAGCCUGCUGGCGCUGCGGGGCCCGGGCUGCGAGGCCCUGGCCGGCGUGCUGCAGCAGCUGCAGGGGGCCGACGAGGCGGCCUGGGGCCCGGCCGACGUGCUGGCCGUCUACGGCGUCCUGCAGGCGUGCCCCGAGCUGGCCGGCCGGCGGCGCGCCCUCCUGGCCAGGCUGGCCCGCGCGGCGCUGCCGCUGGUCCCGCAGCUGGGCCCCGCGUCGCUGAGCCGGCUGCUGGCGGCGCUGGCGGGCCUGGGGCAGGCGCGGGCGCGGCCGCUGCUCGGCAGGCUGGCCCGGCACGCCGCGCGCCUCGUCCCGCGCUUCACCGCGCCCGAGCUGGGCCGCGUGCUCCGCGCCCUCGGGCACCUGGGGCACCGCGACCGCGCCUUGGCGCACGCCCUGGAGCGGCACGCGGCCGGCCUGGGCCCCGGCCUGGCGCCCGACGUGGCGAGCAGCGCGGCCGAGCUGUGCGGCCGGGAGCUGCUGCUGUCGCGCCCCAUCCUGGACGCCGUGGCAGGGGCUUUCCUGGGCCGCCCCGAGAGCUUCUCGCCCGCCCAGAUCGCCAGCGUCUUCGAGGCUUUCGGAAAACUCAACUACGUGCCCCCGAACUCCGCUGCCCUGUUCGCCAAGCUCGAAGCUAGGCUCUGCGCUCAGCUCGAUUCUUUUCCACCCAAAGCGCUUUUGAAGCUUCUCCACUCGUGUUCCCUUCUUGAAUACCAUCCGGUCAACUUCCUGCCGAAAAUAUUCAGCCCUUUCUUCCUUCAGCGGCUCCAAGGUGAAGAAUCCUAUUUGGACAGAGUGAGUCUGGCCCAGCUGACCCAGCUCUUCCUAAGCUCGGUGCUCGAAUGUCCGUUCUAUAAGGGUCCCAAACUCCUUCCUAAAUACCGAGUGAAGUCAUUUCUAACUCCGUGUUGCUCCUUGGAGACCCCCGUGGAUUUCCAGCUUUAUAAACCUGUGAUGCUUGCACUCACUGACCUGUUAGGAGCGAGAUUGCAUUUUGCUUCCAAAGUGCUAACACCCUAUUGUUACACGAUAGAUGUCGAAAUUAAGUUAGACGAAGGGGGAUUUGUAUUACCUGCUUCAGUUGAUGAAGAUGUCUAUGGAAGAGUAGCCUUGUGCAUUGACGGGCCACAACGAUUUUGCUCCAACGGCAGACACUUACUGGGGAAAGAAGCUAUUAAACAGAGACACCUGCAGUUACUGGGCUACCGAGUUGUUCAGGUCCCCCACCAUGAGGCGGAGCUGCUCAGGUCCAGACUGGAACUGGUGGAGUAUUUACAAAGAAAACUGUUUUCCCAAGACACUGCUGCCUGUUGGUAACGGGAGCCCUGUGCAGAACUCGGAGUGUAGAACAACAUCCUGGUUCACACUCUGGCGUAAAACGCAGAGAGAAUGUAAGUCUUGAAUUAGUCAUGCUGCAGAACUCUGUGUACAGACCGUUGGUCUAGGAGUGUCUGUAAUGCCCCUCUACCCUGUGUACAGCUAUUAGUGGCAGACUUCAAGUUCAUCUUGAUUUAAUGCUAGUGUCCUAGGUAUUUUUUAUACAUCAAACAAUAAAUGAAGUUUAAGUAAAGGAAUGUAAUAAAUGUCA